Eucalyptus grandis is the source of this 1482-nucleotide messenger RNA. RefSeq names its product rust resistance kinase Lr10. Bases 1 to 1275 code for a protein of 424 amino acids. Gene Ontology annotation, biological process: protein phosphorylation. Gene Ontology annotation, molecular function: protein kinase activity; ATP binding. Lineage: Eukaryota; Viridiplantae; Streptophyta; Magnoliopsida; Myrtales; Myrtaceae. The transcript has 3 exons. The record is from RefSeq and is a predicted model, not a curated record.
AUGUAUAGAAAGGGGGCAAAAUUAUUAAUAAAAAAUAAGAAUCACUAUUUCUCUAUAUUUGGUGGUCCUUUGGCAUUCUAUACGGCAGUGUGGACAACUCUUGAUUUUACAUCACUACUAGUGUUUUUCUGUGUAGUGAAAUUCGUAAUCGGGACACCAUUAGUCACAACAUUUCUAAUUUACAAGUACAGAAGAAGGCACUUAGCAAUGGAUGAGAACAUUGAAGAAUUUUUGCAAGCUCAUAACAAUUUUUUGCCCAUAAGGUACUCUUACUCGAAUAUUAAGAAGAUUACCGGAAAUUUUAAGGACAAACUAGGUGAAGGGGGAUAUGGUUCUGUGUACAAAGGAACACUCAGAAGUGGCAAUGAAGUGGCUAUCAAGAUUUUGAAGCAGUUCAAGGCCCAUGGCCAAGAUUUUAUCAAUGAGAUGGCUACUAUUGGAAGAAUUCAUCAUGUUAAUGUAGUGCAACUCAUUGGUUUUUGCUUUGAAGGCUCAAAACAAGCUCUUGUGUAUGAUUUCAUGUCGAAUGGAUCUUUGGAUAAGCAUAUUUUCACUAAGGAAGAAGAGAAGUUCCUUGAUUACAAGAAAAUAUAUGAAAUCUCUCUUGGGGUGGCAAAGGGGAUUGAAUAUUUACAUCGAGGGUGUGACAUGCAAAUACUACACUUUGAUAUCAAACCUCACAACAUUCUUUUAGACAAGAACUUCACUCCGAAAGUUUCUGAUUUUGGACUCGCGAAACAAUAUCCGAUUGAUCAUAGCAUAGUCUCAGUAACUGCUGCAAAAGGAACCUUGGGAUAUAUGGCGCCUGAGUUUUUCUACAAAAGCAUUGGAGGUAUAUCUUAUAAAGCAGAUGUCUAUAGUUUUGGGAUGUUACUCAUGGAAAUGGCAGGUAGAAGAAAAAAUGUAAAUGCAAAUGUGGAACACUCAAGCCAAAUUUAUUUUCCGCUAUGGGUGUAUGACCAAGUCAAUGAAGGAAAAAAUGUUGAGAUGGAAAAAGUGGUAGAAGAGGAAAGGGGGGUGAUAAAAAAAAUGAUAAUAGUUGCACUAUGGUGUAUACAAUUAAUCCCUACCCAUCGACCUCCAAUGAACAAAGUUUUAGAAAUGCUUGAAGGAGAUAUUGGGAAUAUUCAAAUGCCUCCGAAACCGCUUCUUUACCCAUCAGAUGAGCCAAUUGAUGAUGACAAGGCCGAGAUGGAAUCAGAGACAUUUUCAAGUUCAUUACGUGCUCCGACAAUUUUCAGUAGUUUUCUACUUGGAGAUAACAAUGAUAUUUAGAGGACAAGGAACUGUUUAAUUGAAAAGCUUUGCUCCCCCAAUAUAGUAGUAUGUUGGGAGGAAGCUGAGGUAGUUUAGCUUGCGAUUGAUUACAUUUUGGUUUCUUCUUGCUCUUAGGUUACUAUAGUGCUAUUGUACUUCAUAUAUAUUUUACUCUCUUGCAUUCUCCUUCAAAAGGAUAAACAAAUUGGUGAGAGGAGGGACAAA